Messenger RNA from Musca vetustissima, 356 nucleotides. RefSeq names its product histone H4 (gene His4r). Gene Ontology annotation, biological process: nucleosome assembly. Gene Ontology annotation, cellular component: nucleosome. NCBI's taxonomy places the organism in Eukaryota, Metazoa, Arthropoda, Insecta, Diptera, Muscidae. The transcript has 2 exons. Gene Ontology annotation, molecular function: DNA binding; protein heterodimerization activity; structural constituent of chromatin. The coding region runs from base 17 to 328 and encodes 103 amino acids. The record is from RefSeq and is a predicted model, not a curated record.
CAACUAAAAAACAACAAUGACUGGUCGUGGUAAGGGAGGAAAAGGUUUGGGAAAAGGUGGUGCCAAGCGUCAUCGUAAGGUACUUCGUGAUAAUAUCCAAGGUAUCACCAAACCAGCUAUUCGUCGUUUGGCCCGUCGUGGAGGUGUAAAACGUAUAUCUGGAUUGAUAUAUGAGGAAACUCGUGGUGUAUUGAAGGUAUUUUUGGAAAACGUAAUUCGUGAUGCUGUUACUUAUACCGAACACGCUAAACGUAAAACUGUAACAGCUAUGGAUGUGGUCUAUGCCUUGAAGCGUCAAGGCCGUACUUUGUACGGUUUUGGUGGUUAAGCGUUUAUUUUUCCUGGAGACGAUCUCA